Molecule: messenger RNA, 7577 nt
Organism: Wasmannia auropunctata (little fire ant)
Lineage: Eukaryota; Metazoa; Arthropoda; Insecta; Hymenoptera; Formicidae
Product: transcriptional regulator ATRX
Exons: 23
Coding region: 309-7409 (2366 amino acids)
Cellular component (GO): nucleus
Molecular function (GO): ATP binding; ATP-dependent chromatin remodeler activity; ATP hydrolysis activity
Source: RefSeq, a predicted model, not a curated record
CGUGACCUCUCUCACGCUUCUCUCUGGUAUUACAUUAUUCGUAUAUGUGUUACUGUGUAGAUUUGGCAAGGAUUGGAAGGUUCUUUAUUGAAUGCGCGGUUUUCUCGUAACCUUGACAAAAAUGCGCGGGUAGUCGUCGAGAUUGUGAUUAGAAACAUUUUCGUAGACAGUUGAUUAUGAGACAGCAUGUGAAACUGUCGUGGGACAGCUACCGUAGCCGUUGAUCGAGCGUAAAUUUUAAUUUAUGUGUUUCGCUUUUCUUUUUUUUUUAAUAUCGGCUAACUAUACAAUCGGCUUACAUUGCAAUCAUGCCGUGGAAGAGAAUAAUCAAGGCAACUGAACAAGAGUGUGCUUAUCGCGAGAAAUAUUUUCAUGAUAUUAGAAUUAUCAAAGAUAGGCAAAUAGUGUGUUCCACCUGUGGUAAUGAAUUAAAUAUCGAGACAGAGCGAAUCUUUUCCCAUCCUUUCAUUGGAAUAUUGCAGUGUGAGGUAUGCUGGAAUCACUUAAAAAAUAUACAGGCGAAAUUUGAUGAGGACAAAGCUCGAAGUUAUUGUCACAUUUGCGGCGGAAACAAAAAACUAUUCAUAUGCUGUAACAAAGAUUGCUUCUCAGCGUUUUGUAAGGAAUGUGUAAAGAGGAAUGUGAGUUCAUCGCUUUUGGACGCAGAAAAGGAAGAUUGGAAAUGUUUUAUAUGUAAUUCUAAACCAAUCUGGGAUCUGAGGGCUGUAUGUGCUGCUGUAAUGGACUCUUUUUCCAAAAAGGGUAACAAGAGAAGCUUCAACAAGAUUGAAAAACGUAGUUUACCAUCUCAGAUACAACGAAUAGAAAAAACGAAAAAACUACAAAAGUCCUUACGAAAGUUGUGUGACAAAGAGGAUGACAAUUCUUCCGAAAAUUCAUUCGUUUCUGUAAGAAUCGCGCAAAAAAAUCUUCGUACAAAUCCUAAUACAAGCUCCAUAUUGCAGAAACAAAUAUUGGAAGUAGAUUUAACAGAUUCAUCCGAAAGCGAAGAUUUGUCUCGUGCACGAAACGAAAAUUCGACUGCUUUAGCUAAAAGAAAUAAAGGCGAGAGAGAUAAAAAAACGAAAUCUAUACGGAAUUCUUCCGCACAGAAAGUUUCAAAAUCAGUUACGAAAGAAAAAACUACAUCAAAGAAAUCGAUAAUAUCUAGUGAUUCGGAUGACGAUUCUACCGAUACGUCGUCGAAUAAAACAGGAAAACAUAAUAGGUCUGAGAAAAUAAUAAAACGUAAAACGAACAGUCGUAUACAUUCUUCUGACAGCGAAAGCGAUAAGAACGACACGAACGGAGUGUCGAGUGUAUCCAAAAGGAUUUCAAAAGAUACCAGACAACGGAAUAAGAAAAUGGAUAAUGCAAAGUCGAAGAACAGGUCAAAGAUACAUGACUCGACUAGUGAAUCUGAAGAUGAAGGUAAAAAACGAAACAGGAGGGAACGUUCGGAAACACCGUACAGUAAUAAUGAUGAACGAAAACGUGACGAGUCAUCGAAGCAGCGACUUUCUGACAUUCGGGAAGAUGAUUCGGACAAUAGUUCCGGUAAAGAAUUUCAGAAGAUAAAACUUCAAAAGGUGAAUCGCAAUAAAUACUCUAGGAGACAAUUGGUAGAUUUGGAAGUAGAUCAUACUAAGUCACCCAUGGAAAGUUCUAAAAAUGAUAAGAGUAAUAAGGAUACCAACGAACAGUCGAAUGUGAAUGUUAGCGAUAUAAAAAAAAUCUUAAUGGAAUGUAAGAAGACGUGUUCAAACUUUCAGAUGUAUAUCGAAAGUAUAGAGCAGUUGUAUGGCAGAGAAAAUGGCAAGGAACAACUCAUGUUGCAAUCUAUAGAAAAAAUUGAUAAUUUAGUAACGACGAUACAGACAAAACAAAAAAAUUUAACAACUUCUUAUCAAUUGUGGUCUGGGAAUAAGAAAAAAUCUACUACGAGGAGGAUGUCAAGCAAAAUAAUUAGCGAUAAUGAACAAUCUUCAGAAGAACGUGAAAAUCUCUCAGUAGGCAUGGAUGAACACAUCUCCGGCGAUGAGCAGGACGAAAAUAAGGCCGUGUCCGAAUGUGACGAAGAAAUAUUUUCAGAGAAUGAAACUAGAUCGCCGCAAAAGAUACAAACGACUGGACACAAAGAUGCAGUAAAAACGGAAAACAAUCUCAAUAACAAUGAAACUAAUACCGACGAUGAAAAUAAAAUGUUAGUGGAUGAAUCGAAGAAUAACGAUAAAAAUAAUGUGGACACGCGAGAUGAUUUGGCCGCUUCUCCUGUAUUAGGUGUAAAAGAGAGGAGGGUCAACAUGGAACGAUCAAAUAAAAAGCAAGUGUCGUCAGAAUGCAAUAAGAGCAUCAACAAGACACAAUUGACGGAUGAAAAUGAUACUAACAAUGAACAGACAAAUUUAAAUACUGAUAACGAAACCGAGAUUGAAGAUUCUUCUUUAAGAAGUAGCACUAAGAAAGUGGCAUUAGAAAAUGAUGAAACAAAUCGUUCGAACAGAAAGAAUAUAAUCAAUGUGUCAAUGGAUAUGUUCGAUACAUCUCUCGAAGAUGCAGAAGAAAGCAGAACGGAAGUCGAACUAAACGUAGAAACAAAUUGUGAUGAAGACGAACUUUCGCAUUCCAAGGAUACAUCUUUAAAUCCUUGCAAAAGUUCUUUGCAAGAUACCGUUUCAAACGAAAAAGAGGGAACAUCUCUUUUAAUCGAUGAUAGUGGAAAAGGAAAGGAUUUAUCAGAUCAAGAUAAUCAGGAGAAAGUGGCAUCUGCAUCCAAUGAGGAAGGUGAUGACGACUUGAAAUCCACCAAAACGAAUACCGAUGAUAGCGAAUCUCUGGAUGACGCUGAAGCAUUGGCAAAGAAAGCCCUGCUGGCAACUGACUCUGACUCGGACAUAAGCCCUGAUGAGAACGUAGCUAAGCCAACUGAAGAUUUGAUUGCAAAUGAUACUGGUCGAACCGAAAUGAAAGACGCAACGGACCACAACGAUUUUGAUGUCAAUAGCGUUAGUACGGUAAAGUUUUCAACACAUGUAAAAGAGGCGAGUACUGUCGCUGAAAAGAAUACUGCGAUCGAAGCCAAAAUUACAGCUGAAGAGAAAAAUAAUGAUUUACCGGAGAAAAGACCUCGCCAAGAAACGAGCUCUUCGGAGGAUGAAGAUGCCAAUGUGGAAAAGGCUGCAAAAAAAGCUCUCUUGGAAUCAAAUUCAGACGAUUCUACACUUUUAUCGCUCUCAUCGGGGUCGGAAAAGCUGGUCGACAAGAAAACCGAAUCGGAUUCUUCUGAGAAAAAUGUUAAAGCGAAGCUGUCGCUUCUAGCAUCUUCCAGCGAGAGUUCCAGUUCUGAAAUGGCAAAUAUCUCAAGGAGUACUAAACGUGCUCAUGAGCCUGAGAAUGAUAGAGAAUCCAUAGUCUCCAGAAUAAAGAAGAGAAGAUUCAACCUCGAAAAAAAUCAUUACUACCAAAAUGAUGAGAAAUUGAGAAUAUCCUCCGAAGUUCAUUUAACGCGAUUAAACACGGAAGUUCUUAAGUCCUAUUCCUAUGCAUUAAGAAAGUCAAGAGAGUAUCUGGAACAUAAGGCGCUCAAAAGGUAUCCAGCAUUUUCUGUAAAACCUAUGUCUGUUGUCUUGCAUCAAGAGACUUUGAUGGAUCAUUUUGAAAGAGUACAGGACAGCGAUGUCGUGGUAACUGUAGAAACGAAUUCUGAUACCGAAGAAUCAAUUUGUCAAAUAAAAAAUAUAGACGAUAUACCUAUGUCUAACGAAGCUCUAAUAUCAGAGGCAGAUAGAAUCGCGAAAGAGAAUUUGUUAAAUUCCUCUGAUUCAGAUGAAAAAGAAGUGCUACUAGACAGCGAUGAUAACAUAAACAAUGAGGAUAAAGAUGAAAAAGUAGCGGACAAGAAAAAGAAAUAUCAAAAGAAGCCUGAGGAAAAAACUUUAAAACAAGAUGACAGUAAGAAAGACAAAAGCGAUUGGAGGCGAGACAAGAUAUUAACAAAGAAAUUUUCUGAUUCUGAUUCCGAUGCCGAAAGAGAAAAAUGGAAGAAGAAACAAGAAAAGCUUGCAAAUAAAUCGAAAGAAAAUAAUAGCGAUUCCGCUAACGAGAAAAAGUCUUUCAAAUCUAAGAAGAAGAAAAAGCAGGCCUGGCGAAGAAUCUUAGAUUCAGAUUCAGAUAUCAAAAUAACCGAUUGCAGUUCGGAUUCUGAUAACAUUUCUGAAGCAUCAAGUGCCAAACAAAAUUCAAGCGAUUCAAGCAGUACGAGGAAAGAAAAGGAGAAACGGAAGAGACGCAAACAACGCGGUGAUUCGUCAGAUACAGAUUCUUCGUUUGCAGAAAAGAAAUCAAAACCGAAACGAAAGCGUAUCAAGAAAAUGGCGUCUGACAGUGACAGCAGUAACGCGGAAAUGAAGAACUCGCAGGGAUCCACGCCCGGUAAAAGUGGCCGUAAAAAUAUACGGAAAGUUCUGAAGGACAAGCAAGUGGCGGAAGAUACGAAACUAGCCGCUAAGGAAGAGGAGGAGAGGCUUAAACGUAUCGCUGAACGUCAAGCUGUGUACAACGAGAUGUAUGAGAUAAGACUCGCCGGCGAAGAGAAAGUAGACAAGCUCGUUUUAGACUUCGAUACGGAGACGAAAGAGGAGCUCGUUACUGUACACGAGGAAUUGGUGAAGCGUCUGAAGCCGCAUCAAGCUCAAGGCAUCAAAUUUAUGUGGGACGCUUGUUUCGAGUCUUUAGAAAGGGUAAAGUCUACAUCCGGAUCUGGAUGUAUAAUCGCGCACUGCAUGGGUUUGGGCAAGACGCUACAAGUGAUCGCCCUGACACACACUCUUCUCACUCACGAGGCGACGAACAUUAAGACAGUACUAAUAGUUUGCCCGUUAAGCACGGUACUUAAUUGGCUAAAUGAGUACAACACAUGGUUGAAGGAUUUGGAUGAUGUCGAGGUGUACGAACUGACAAAAUUCAAGAAGAAUUUUGAGAGAAAGUGCCAAUUGCAGAGAUGGCAGAAGACCGGUGGCGUAAUGAUCCUCGGCUAUGAGAUGUUCCGUAAUCUUACGGGUCCAAAUAGAAAUAUUCGGAAGAGCAUGAAGGAAGUGAUAUUGGAAUGUCUAGUUGAUCCGGGUGCCGAUCUCGUUGUCUGUGAUGAAGGCCAUUUAUUGAAGAACGAAGAUACAGCGUUAAGUAAAUGCAUGAGGAGCGUGAAAACUCUGAGACGCAUUGUACUUACGGGAACACCGUUACAGAACAAUCUAAUAGAAUAUCACUGUAUGGUGCAGUUUGUGAAACCCAAUCUGCUGGGUACAAAGAGAGAAUUUUUAAACAGAUUUGUCAAUCCAAUAACAAACGGCCAGUUCGACGAUUCUACCGCGUAUGACGUUAAAUUGAUGAAAAAACGUGCUCACGUGUUACACAAAAUGUUAGAGGGUAGCGUACAAAGAUUUGAUUACUCCGUGCUAACGCCGUUCCUACCACCCAAACAGGAAUAUGUUAUUUUUGUCAGACUGACAGAUACGCAGAUUAAAAUGUAUCAAUAUUACUUGGAGAAUCUUGCCAGACGCGGAUCUGGUCAAGGAGGAACUCUCUUCGCAGAUUUUCAAGCGUUACAAAGGAUCUGGACGCAUCCUGUAGUCCUGCGUCUGAACGCACUGAAAAUAGAAAAAGCAAAUGAGAAAAGAGGCCUUUCUAGCGAAUCGGAGGGUUCGUUAAAAGAUUUCAUUAAUGACGAUAGCGACGAAGAUAGCACUUCAGAUUCGAGCAAUGACAGUGACGUUCAGGCGAUCGAUGAUGAAACAGAAAAUGUUCCCAAACGUAGAACGAGAAAUAACCCUGGCGAAGAUGAACCAGAGGAAGAGGUUGUAGAAGAGAAGCAGCCUGCAGAAGCAGAAUGGUGGUUGCAGUUUGUGCAACCCGAGAAUUUUGAAGACAUAAAAGUGUCGGCUAAGCUAUUACUCCUCUUCGGAAUUCUAAAAGAAUGUGAACAAAUCGGUGAUAAAGUGCUCGUAUUCUCGCAAUCUCUAUAUUCCCUCACUUUAAUCGAGGAAUUUCUAAGAAGAAUAGACGAUCAGACUCAGAAUGGUGAACCCUGUGAGACACUCGAUAAUCAUACCGGAAGUUGGUCCCUGGGACUCGACUACUUCCGACUGGACGGCCAGACGUCUCCUGAAAAUCGGAGUAUGUGGUGUAAGAUAUUCAACAGACCCACCAAUACGAGAGCGAGAUUAUUCCUGAUAUCCACACGUGCCGGAGGAUUGGGAAUAAACUUAACUGCGGCGAACAGAGUGAUUAUAUUCGACGCCAGCUGGAAUCCCUCUCACGACGUACAAAGCAUAUUUCGGAUAUACAGGUUCGGGCAAAAGAAGCCGUGCUACGUAUAUCGAUUUCUUGCCGCGGGAACAAUGGAGGAGAAGAUUUACAAUCGCCAAGUUACGAAACUCUCGCUUUCGUGCCGUGUCGUAGACGAGCAGCAGAUCGAACGGCACUACAGCAAUCACAAUCUAAAUGAGUUAUAUAUGUUUGAAGGGUAUAACGAUGAAGAAAGGCCUACAUUAAAUUUGCCUAAGGAUAGACUGCUAGCGGAGAUAUUCCUGAAGUUCAAGGAUAUCGUAGAAAAUUACCACGAGCAUGACUCUCUAUUGGAGAACAAGGCUGAAGAGGAAUUAGACGAAGAGGAACGCAAACAGGCCUGGUUAGAAUAUGAAGAGGAGAAAAAGGGAAAACCGCCAAUAAAUCCAAUGUUAAAUGCAACCUAUCAAAACAACUUGCUCCUGCAGCAGUAUAUGAUGAUGAACUCCGCACAGUCUAGCAUGAUGCCUCAAAAUACGCAGUUUGAUUUUGAUGAUCUCCAACAGCUUAUUCGUAAAGAUUAUCCUCAUGCGACGCCAGAACAACAGAAAAUGAUGACGAAUCGAGCCAUACUGGAUAUGUACAAUUAUUGGGAGAAGCAAGCCACGCUAUACAAUAAACAACCUGUGCAGGCAAUACGAAAUCCAGUUUUCUCCGUUUCGAAUUUUCAACAAAGACCACAAGCUCCGAAUUUUCAACAAAGGCCACAAGUUCCGAACAAUACAUUCACGAACAAUGCAUUCACGAAUAAUAUGCAUGUAAAUGUAAAUUCACAAGUCUCUCAGUUGAACCAAUUGCUCACGGGGAAUUCGGCGAAUUCGGCGAAUUAUACGAACGCGAAUAAACCUGCGCAGCCAAGCGGUGCACAGAUGGGAGAUUUACUUCCAAAUCCAUUUACAUAUCGACAAACCCCGUCGACUAACAAUACAGGCGGAAACACGGACCAAGAGAUCAUGGAGGUGAUUCCUACUACAAGUAACGCGGGAGUAGCACGCCAGGGCGGCGGGAUGAGUAGCGCACAAGUGGCUACACAACCAAUUGAUAGCAGUAAAAUGCAGGAGGAGUAGACUUCAUACACGAAUGUUUUGUACGUAUUAUUUUAUGCGAUAAUAUUAUUAAUUUAGGACGAUAUAAAUCUCAAUUAUAAAUUGAGAGAGAUAAGUGCAUAAACCGUAUACGAUAUUAUUUAUAUUUUCUGUUAAUUUCCUAUGUAAUAUAAAAAAUUAUGAUAACAG